UGUUACUGCGCUUAUUUACAACAUACAGUCUGAAAUUGCAUUUGUGUAUAACAUUAUUGAAAAGCGCAAAGGACCAAACCAUGUUAGAUCUGGACAUGGUUAAGAUUUUAUUUCAGUUUUCUCAGCCUCGGCAGAAUGUUAAAGUUCAGUUAAAAUGGCCAAGGCAGGACUCCUUAUUUUGACUCAACCAUUGUCUCACCUGCACUCCCUCAUUUUACCAAUCAUUAAGCAGGCUUCUGUGGUUGUCAGUGACACAUUGUAUGUAUUUUUACAGCCUGCAUUACAAAAUCAGCAGCUGUCAAAAAGCACUUUUCUUUACCCUUUGGGCUUUACAAAAGAGUUGCAGUCCUUUGUAAAAGAGUUCUAUCUCAACAGUUCCAGGCUUUGUCACAAUCUUGAUAUUAGGAUACUACUGUCUCACAUAAGUUCUAACCCAUCAGCCCACAUUGCUGUUCCUUAUUCUUUAAAAAAAGAAGUCUCUGUCCUACUGUCUGAUUCAGUUAAAUUCCAGGAUUCUUGGAUGCAAGGAAAAAACUCUUUAACAGAUAUAUUAAAAACCUCUUUUAGUAAUAUAAAAUCAGAUCUAAGUUUUAGUUUACUCAGCAUUGGAAGUGCAGAAUCAUCCAGUAGCUCUGAGUCUGAAGUGCUUGAGCUUCUGCAAACCUAUCCUAAUGUUGUUCUGGGAGGAACAUUUGACCAGCUGCAUACUGGGCAUAAGGUCCUACUAACAGAAAGCUGCUUAAGAUGUGAUAAGAAGCUAACAGUUGGUAUAACAGAUGGAGAGAGGAAUAAAAAAAAAGUUUUGUGGGAAUUAAUGGAGCCAUAUGAAGUCAGAUGGCAGAAAGUUGACAACUUUGUCAAGGAAGUCAAACCAAAUAUAGUCUUAGAGGCUGUUAAAAUAUUUGACCCAUUUGGACCAACAAUAACUGACCCAGACUUGCAAUGCAUUGUUGUUAGUGAUGAGACAAAAGCUGGUGGUGCAAGUGUUAAUGAAGAGAGGAUCAAACGAGGAUUUUCAAGCCUAGAUAUGGUGACUAUUGAAUUAAUAGAGGACUCUUGUCAUGCUGAAGAUGAAGAAAGCAAAAUCAGCUCAUCUUCCUAUAGAAAAAGGCUGUUGGGAACAUUAUUGACACAAGUGCCAGUCAAACAACAUCUAGAUAAAUGUCCUUACAGGUUGGCCAUUACUGGUGGAAUUGCAAGUGGAAAGUCCAAUGUUUGUUCUGAAUUGGAGAAACUUGGUGCUAAAAUUGUCAAUUGUGAUUUAUUAGGUCAUAAAGCUUAUGCCAAAGGUAUGCCUGCUUACCACAAAAUCAUUCAAGAAUUUGGAAAUUCUGUACUGGGAGAAGAUGAAGAAAUAGCUAGACCAAAGUUAGGACAAAUAGUUUUCAAUGAUAAGAGUAAACUUGAAAAGUUAAACAGUAUUGUUUGGCCUGCCAUCCGACAACUUGCUGAAGAAGAAAUCUCUGGCUAUAAAAAAGCUGGUGCCAAGGUUGUGGUAUUAGAGGCAGCAGUUCUCUUGGAAGCUGGAUGGGAUGAUAUGGUACAUGAAGUGUGGACAACUUUUGUCUCUGCUGAGGAGGCUAUAAGACGUUUGAUCACACGAAAUAAGUUCAACAAAGAAGAUGCUCAGAAAAGACUGGACUCUCAGAUUUCUAACGUUGACAGGAUAGCUAGGUCGAAUGUUGCCAUUUGUCCAGAGUGGGAGUUUGAAGUCACCAGAAAGCAGGUCGAAAAGGCUUGGUCCUUAUUACAGAAAAGAAUUACUCAGGCAUAAUACAAAAACUUUUCACAAGACUUCCAUGUCAAAUUCUUCAAUUUUGUCUUGGCUUCGCAUUUUAAGCUUCCACCAACAAUAAGGUCAAACCAAAAUGGUUUGAUUGAAUUGAUAUCUGUUAAAUGUAUGAUUUAGUUAAAUCCUGAAAUUUGACUACCUGAUGUUAUAAUCUUCAAAAGAGGUUGAAUGAUUUAGAUUCUAUAAGUAAUACCUUCAGUUAUAUUAGUUUUGUAAGGGAAAAGUAAAAUCAUUAAUGAAACUUUUGAAAAUUCCACAAGAAAAAAAGGAUACAGUUAUUUAGCUAGUAAAAAAUCAAAUCUUUUUUUUUUGUUGAAAUGUUGAACAACAAUUAAUGUUGGAAAAGUCCAAAUUGAAAUGAAGAUGUUCUAGGAUGUAAAUCAAGAAACUAACUUGCUUUAAAUAUUUUUUUCUGGGCUAACCGAUUUUUUUCUUGUUAAAACUGCCUUUUAAAAUCCAUUCUUAUUAGCAGAUGAUGUAAUGAUUAUAUUUCUAAAUCAGUCAAUAAUCAUAUUAUCAAUCAAUCCAAACUGUGAUAAUUUAAUUGUUAAAUGUUGGGUAUAGAGUAUACAAACUUUGAACUUCACCAAGAAAAAAAAAUUGCUGUCACCACUACAUAGUAAUAAUGCGUUUUAUAAUCCCAUAGGAUUAAAAAAAAACAAUGCCAGUGUAUCUGUCAAUUAGGAAUGGCAAACAUAGUAAUACAAAUAAAAUUAGAUGAAACUUUGCAGAAUUUCCAUUGCUCUAAAAGCUUAAUGUGAACCACACUUUUUUGACACAAAUAAAAUUGAAUUUUUUGGAUUAAUGUUUAUUUCAGUAAUGAAGUUUCAUUGAGGGUAGUUUAUAUUUGGGUAUCAAAUCAUGUAAAUAGUUCUUCAGCUGUUCCAUUCACUUGCCCAUUGAUGUCAGGUUUUCUUAAUGCCAGUGGAAGCCAGUUCAUGUCUUUACUGGUCUAUUAAGUGCAUUCUUAUGUAACCUGGUCAUCUCCCCUUGAUGGUAUGCCACUCGCAGGCCAAUUGCAAUUAUUGUUACCUUAUGUGAGUAAAAAAAAAUAGCAACCCUUACUCUAGCAAAUGUUUCUUACUCUCUGGGAAACAGUUUCUUACUCUCUGGGAAACAGUUUAUGACAAAGUUGGGACACAAUUUUAUUUCAUAACUAAUUUUUGUAAUUGAUGAUUUUUACAAUUUUCUCUGUGAAAGUAAAAUAGUAAACUUGAGUUUUAGAAAAUGCUUUUGUUACAGUUUGUUUAGUGUUUUUUUUUCUAAAAGAAAUAUUAUAGAUUUUUAGUGCAAUCAAUGAUUUGAAAAGGAGCCUUUAAAUUGUUGAAAUUUAUUUGCAUUUUGCAGUAUUUAAGAAUGUAAAAUCAAAGGCAAUGCAAGAGAAAUUUUAAUAUCCUGUACAUCAUUCCUUUGGCAACAAGAGUCACAUAUAAUUUAAUUUGUUCUACAAUGUUUUAAUCCAGCAAAGAUCUAACUUUUUUUCCUAUUUUUUUGGUAAAGAAAAUUAUUUUUUUCAUAAUAUUCUGAAUAAACUUAACUUUAACAGAAUAUAUUGCCUUAUUGUACCCUGCAAUGAUUCCUGUACAAAUGACUGCAGUAAUUACAUAUGUGUACCUUAGUUUGUUUGCAAAUGUUUCUUUAUUCAUGGUAUAAUUUGAACAAACGAUUACAUUUACUUGUUUGUUAUUAAGAAGCAUUAUACUUAACAUUAUGCAGAUUACAUAUAAAUGAUGUAAUGCACAUUAGUCUGACUAUUAUGUUUUAUCUAUGCAACACAUUUUUUUUUCUGUCUAUUCAUUUUCCUUUUUUUUUAAUAUCACAUUAUACUAAAAGUAUAUACAAGUUCUUGUAUAUUGAUAUUUUUGGAAUAUCAAACAAAAAUAGACAAUCAAAAUAAAUAUAUUUCAACUUGA
Molecule: messenger RNA, 3705 nt
Organism: Biomphalaria glabrata
Lineage: Eukaryota; Metazoa; Mollusca; Gastropoda; Planorbidae
Product: bifunctional coenzyme A synthase-like
Exons: 10
Coding region: 155-1774 (539 amino acids)
Biological process (GO): coenzyme A biosynthetic process
Molecular function (GO): ATP binding; dephospho-CoA kinase activity
Source: RefSeq, a predicted model, not a curated record